AUGGAGCACUUUUCCAAAACGUCGUAUCUUAUCCCAAUAUUGCAGUCGCAAGACUAUGAGGUUGUCCCAUUUUGGGGGCGAAUCCGCAAGUCCAGCGGCGAAGACUUCUUCUUUUCUGAGACUCUCGCAACAGAGUCGACGAUACCAUACUGCUUGAUGCUAAAGAAAGCAACUCUUCCGACAUUGGUAGAGACAUCAGAAGUCAAUCCUGCCAUACAUUCAAAGAGCCAGUCUGUUCACUCUUACGAGAAUACGCCUCCGCAUUUAAUCACCUUGUUUGAAUUAUCCAGCCCGGGUGUCUGCUCGCAUCCGUCCACAGCCCAUGGCGGGCUUUUGUCAACUAUUUUUGACGAAGCCAUGGCCCAUACGCUGGCUGUGCACUUCUCAACUGAUCCAGAAAAGAUCGACGACGUAAGGAGAACUCUAUUGACGUCGAAACUCGAAGUGGGAUUCAAACGUCCAGUCCGGACUCCAGGGUUGUUGAUAGUUAAAUCAUGGUGUGUAGCAUACAAUGGACGGAAGCAUUGGAUGAGGGCACAAGCUGUUCAAAUAGAACCUGUCGAGGGCCAAGCACAGGGACGAGAAGAAGUCAAGUUGGAGGCGUCUGGGUUGUGGAUAAAGACGAGUUCUAAAUUAUAA
Trichoderma atroviride IMI 206040 is the source of this 639-nucleotide messenger RNA. RefSeq lists its product as uncharacterized. NCBI's taxonomy places the organism in Eukaryota, Fungi, Ascomycota, Sordariomycetes, Hypocreales, Hypocreaceae. The record is from RefSeq and is a predicted model, not a curated record.